Artibeus jamaicensis (Jamaican fruit-eating bat) is the source of this 4067-nucleotide messenger RNA. It is a transcript of the gene N4BP2L2, whose product is annotated as NEDD4 binding protein 2 like 2. The transcript is spliced from 7 exons. Gene Ontology annotation, molecular function: transcription corepressor activity. Bases 200 to 1972 code for a protein of 590 amino acids. Gene Ontology annotation, cellular component: nucleus. Lineage: Eukaryota; Metazoa; Chordata; Mammalia; Chiroptera; Phyllostomidae. The record is from RefSeq and is a predicted model, not a curated record. Gene Ontology annotation, biological process: negative regulation of transcription by RNA polymerase II.
UUUCCGGGUUACCAGGAAAUGGCCGCCAUCUUGUGCGCUGAGGUGUGGCUGGUUGCUGGGGUCCUUAGAACUGGCCUUUCGGUCUCUUCAAGUCUUUGUUUUGGGGUCUUGUUUCCUCAUUUCAGCGUCUCAGGGGACUGUGUCUCUCCAGGAUACGGCUUUAUUGAGAAGUGAAGGUCAAUGCGGAGCUGCGAAUAAGAUGCCUUAUGGUGAAAUUGAAGCUAAAUCCUUGGGACAUGGGGAAGACCUAACAAGUGAACCAUGCUACAAAAAACUGAAGUCAACUGAAGAGCCUUUUAUUUUUCCCCGUCAUGGUAUUUCUAAUUUUCACAGAGUACAAGAGAAAACUGGAAAUGAUUGGGUCCCUGUGACUAUUACUGAUUUCAGAGAAUGUAGUUCUCCUCAGGAAGACAAAACCCAAACUACAGAUUUGCUGAAACCAGUGCAUGAUAAGAUGCUUAGUAAUAGACCAGCUAUUACUGAGUCUAUUAAUUCACAAGUUUUACUGGCUACAAGUCCUCCAUUGGUAUCCACAGAUGAUGAGAUAUACAGCACAAGUAAAGCAUUUAUAGGACCCAUUUACAAACCCCCUGAGAAGAAGAAAUGUAAUGAAAGGAGGAAGCAAGUAGACAAUAUCAAGGGUAAAGAUGGUGAAGGAGGACAAGAUGAGAAACAAAAAUUUAACUGUAAAAAAUCAGAGAUUGAUAAUGAAUUAUUCCAGUUUUACAAAGAAAUUGAAGAGCUUGAAAAUGAAAAAGAUGAUUCAGAAGGCAGUUGUAAGGAACCCAGACUCUCUGAGGAACAAUUUAUUUCAUAUGAUCAGGGACAUAAUAAUGAUCUGAUGAAAUACGCAGAAGAAAAGAAAAGAGAUCUUAGUAGUGCUCUUCAGUUGCAUUGUAAUUAUCAACAGGAUGUGGGGAAUGAGCGAGGCAGAUAUCCUUGUCAUGGACAAGUAAUACCUACAUUUUGUGACGCGUCCUUUACUUCCUUCAGGCAUGAAUGGCAAUCAGUGCAUUCUUUUAUAAUACCCAGAGGUCCUCCUUUUCCCAGCUCUAACUAUCAUUUAAAUAUUCAAAGAUUCAGUACUCCACCAAGUCUACCAUCAAAUAUUUUCCGCACCCAAGAUGGCUCUCAGAUUCAAAAAGGAGGUUAUGUGAAUAACUGUCAUGGUAAUUGGAAUUGUUUGACUUUUGAUCAGAACAAUGAAUAUACUGACUUUAGUGAAAAUAUCAGUAGUGAUUUUCCCUUUGGAAACAGCUAUACUGUACAAGAUGCGAAUGUGAGUAGUGGUUGCCGUGAACCUAGUGAAGGAUGCUGGAAAGAUCCUAUAGACAAGCAUAAUAGCCCAGACAGGUUUAUGAACCAGCAGUUUCAAGAGGAGAAGUUAGGUAAAUUGCAGAAGUUACUUAUUCUUUUAAGAGGCUUGCCUGGUUCUGGGAAAACAACAUUAUCUCGAAUUCUGCUUGGUCAGAGUCGUGAUGGCAUUGUGUUCAGCACUGAUGACUAUUUUCACCAUCAAGAUGGGUACAGGUAUAAUGUUAAUCAGCUUGGUGAUGCUCAUGACUGGAACCAGAACAGAGCUAAACAGGCUAUCAAUCAGGGGAGAUCUCCAGUUAUAAUAGACAACACUAAUACACAAGCUUGGGAAAUGAAACCCUAUGUGGAAAUGGCCAUAGGAAAAGGAUACAGAGUAGAGUUUCAUGAACCUGACACUUGGUGGAAAUUUGAUCCUGAAGAAUUAGAAAAGAGGAAUAAACAUGGUGUGUCUCGAAAGAAGAUUGCUCAGAUGUUGGAUCAUUAUGAAUAUCAAAUGUCCAUCUCUAUUGUAAUGAAUUCAGUGGAACCAGUGCACAAAAGCACACAAAGACUUCACCCUUCAGAAGAGAGACAGAGGCUUCUCUGUACCCCUCUAACCAAGAACAGUACUGAAAUUAGGCCAACUGAUAAUCUUAUAAUGGCCUCUGAGUGUUAAAAGUGAAAGGAAGAGUUGCAUGUCUCUUGCUUUAAAUCACAAGCUAGAAAUGGGUUAUGAGAAUGGCAUGUUGAAAGCGAAGGGAGUUGAAAAGCUAGAUCUUUUGCACUAAACAGCCGUGUUGUGAUUGCAAAGGAAAAGUUUUUGAAGGAAAUAAAAAGUGCUACUCCAGUGAACACACGAAUGAUGAUAAAGCAAAACAGUCUUGUUGCUGAUAUGGAAAAAGUUUCAGUGGGGUCCAUAGAAGCCAGCCACAACAUUCUCUUUGACCAAAGCCUAAUUCAGACAAAAUCCUCUUCCAUUCUGUGACGUCUGAGAGAAGUGAGGAAGCUACAGAAGAAAAGUUUGAAGCUACCAGAGAUUGAUUUAUGAGGUUUUGGGAAAGAAGCCAUCUCCAUAACAGAAAAGUUCAAAGCAGAGCUGCAAAUGCUGAUAUAGAAGCUACAUCAAGUUAUCUUUGAAGAUGUAGCAAAAGUAAUUAAUGAAGGUGGUUAUAGUCAACAACAGAUUUCUGUGUAGAAGAACCUCAUAGUGGGAGAUGUCAUCUGGGACUUCUGUAGCUAGAGAGGUGAAGUCAAUGUCUGGUUUCAAAGUGUCGAAGUACAGGCUGAUUCCUGUUCAGGGUUAAUGCAACUGGUGACUUUAAGUUGAAGCCAGUGCUUAUUUAACAUUCUGACAACUGUAGGGCCCUUAAGAAUUAUGCAAAAUCUACUCAGCCUGUACUCUAUAAACAAAGCCUGGAUGACAGCACAUAGUUUACAGUAUUGUUUACUGAAUAUUUAGAGUGUUGAGACCUGCUCAGGAUUUUUAAAAAAAUUCCUUACAAAAUACUACUGCUCAUUGACAAUGCACCUGAUCACUCAAAACUUUUGAUGGAGAUGUACAAUGAAAUUAAUGUUUUCAUGCCUGCUAACAAUAUUCAUUCUACAGCCCCUGGAUGAAGGAGUAAUUAUGACUUUUAAGUCUUACUAUUUAAGAAAUAACAUUUUUUUAGGCUAUCACUGCCAUAGAUAGGGAUUUUCUGGAUGGAUCUGGGCAAAUUUGAAAACUUGGAAAGGAUUCACCAGUCCAGAGGCAAUUUAAGAACAUUCCUGAUUCAUGUCAAAAGAUCAACACUUACAGGAAUUUGGAAGAAGUUGAUUCCAGCCCUCAUGGAUGACUUUGAGAGUGGUCAGUACUUCAGUUGAAGAAGUAACUGUACCUAUGGUGGAAGUAGUAAGGGAACUAGAAUAAGUGAUGCCUGAAGAUGUGACUGAAUUGCUGUACUCCCACACUAAAAUUUUAGUGGACGAGGAAUUGUUUAUCAUGGAUAAGCAAAGAGUGGUUUUUUAAAUGAAAACUCCUGUUCAAGAUGCUGUGAAGCUUUUGAAAUGACAACAAAGGAUUUAUAAUAUUGCAUCAACUUAGUUAAUAAAGCAGCAGCAGGAUUUGAGAUGACUGACUUCAGUUUUGAAAUAAAUUUGAUCAAACAGCAUCUCAUGCUACAGAAAAAUCAUUCAUGAAAGGAAAGAGUCUGUCAAUGCAGCAAACUUUAUUGUCUUAUUUUAAGAAAUUGCCACAGCCACCCCAGCCUUCAGCAGCCAUCACCCAGAUCAGUCAGCAGUGAUCAGCUGCUGGUGGUGGGUCUUUAGGCAAGAGCAGCCACCAGCAAAAAGAUUGUGACUCACUGACAGCUCAGAUGAUAGCAUUUUUUAAAAAAUAAAAUAUUUUAAAAUUAAGGUAUGUACAUUGUAUUUUUAGGUAUACUAUUGCACACUUCAUAGACUACAAUAUAAUGUAAACAACUUUCAUAUAUAUUAGGAAGUAAAAAAUUUGAGUGACUUGCUUGAUUGUGAUAUUUGCUUUAUUGUAGCCAUCUUCAGACUUUCCAGUUCAUGACACUGGAACUGAAUCCACAAUAUCUCUGAGAUACACCUAUAUAUUUUCCCCUAUUUUUAAAACUUCAUGAAUCAGAUAUUGUACCUGUUUUGCUCACCAUUACAUAAUUAUUAACUAGUGCAAUAGCUGGGAGAGUGAUACUCAGUAUCACACAGUGAAUGAGUAUGAGUAGUUAUCACUUGUAGUGGGUUGAAUUGUUCCCUCAAAAUUUGUGUUG